Messenger RNA from Atta colombica, 434 nucleotides. RefSeq lists its product as uncharacterized. The record is from RefSeq and is a predicted model, not a curated record. The coding region runs from base 132 to 434 and encodes 100 amino acids. NCBI's taxonomy places the organism in Eukaryota, Metazoa, Arthropoda, Insecta, Hymenoptera, Formicidae. The transcript has 2 exons.
UGUUACAUUGAAUGUUAUUUAAAAUUAUCAUUUUAUUAUUUGAAAAUCAAUCAUUAUAAUUGCAGGCGUUUGAAGUGGUUAGAAUUUGUACCACUAAAUGCUAGGUUGGACAAUUCCGACAACUUUCGAAUAUGCAAUUUGCAUUUCGAAGAUGCGUGUUUCCGAAAAAAGUAUCCCAGACCGCUAUUAAUAAUAGGCAGUAUUUCGACAUUAAAUCCUCAAUGAGUUAUGUCAAUAAUAAAAUCAAGUCGAAGCCAACAAAUGAAAAUUGUUUAAUCAGGAUUAUCUUUGUACUUCACCCGAUGCAAUCGACUCAACUUCGUCGAUUAAUACAAGCAAAAUUACUAUCGAUUCAAUCAAGAAACCUGAAUCAUUACAUGGUGAGCUUCACAAUUGUAGCAAGGUUUGUAAUUUUGGUGUUCAUGUUUUUAUGA